Messenger RNA from Eutrema salsugineum, 1536 nucleotides. RefSeq names its product pentatricopeptide repeat-containing protein At1g64100. Gene Ontology annotation, molecular function: protein binding. NCBI's taxonomy places the organism in Eukaryota, Viridiplantae, Streptophyta, Magnoliopsida, Brassicales, Brassicaceae. The record is from RefSeq and is a predicted model, not a curated record.
AUGUUGGCUAGGGUUUGGAGAUAGAGAUCGGAAUCUUCUGCUGCUAGAUUGAUCAGCACGAGAUCGAUUCAUCAACCUCGCGUCGCCAAGAAAAGUACAAUUAGAAAGCGUCUUCCUUAUUUGUCAGUCCAUUGCAGAGAUGGCGAAGCAACUUUUGGAGGAGAGAGUUUGAAAUUGAGAAGUGGGUCUCAUUUUAUUGAAACCUUAGAUGAUGCGAUUGUUUUGUUUGAUGAAAUGGUUCAAUCUCGUCCCAUCCCUUCCGCAAUUGAUUUCAACAAAGUAAUGGGUGUCCUCCUGAAGUUGAAUCGGCCCGACGUUGUGAUUUCUCUCUAUCGGAAGAUGGAAAUGCGGCGGAUUCCAUUUGAUAUGUACAGCUUCAAUAUUCUGAUAAAAUGUUUCUGCAGCUGCUCCAAGCUUUCCUUUGCUUUGUCUACGUUUGGAAAGCUCACCAAACUUGGUUUCCAGCCUGAUGUUGUUACCUUUAGCACGCUGCUCCACGGGUUAUGUCUCGAAGAUAUGAUCUGUGAAGCCUUAGCGUUAUUUGAUCUAAUGGUUGAAACGAGAUAUGCACUCAAUGUCAUAACGUUCAACACAGUGGUGAAUGGUCUUUGCCGCGAUGGUCGAGUUCUUCAAGCAGUAGCUCUGGCUGAUCGGAUGGUGGUAGAACAUGGUCAUCAACCUACCGAAGUUACUUACGGAACAAUUGUAAACGAAUUGUGUAAAAUGGGCGACACUGUCUCAGCAUUGAAUCUGCUUAGGAAGGUGGAGAAAAGCCGCAUCAAACCCCAUGUUGUAAUCUACAAUGCCAUCAUUGAUCGUCUUUGCGAAGAUGGACGUCUUGUUGAUGCUCAAAAUCUUUUUAUUGAAAUGCGCGAGAAAGGAAUUUAUCCCAAUGUAGUUACCUACAACUGCAUGAUAGACGCUUUUUGUAACAAUGGUAGAUGGAGUGAUGCUGAACGAUUGCUGCGUGAUAUGAUUAAAAGGGAAAUCAGUCCUGAUGUUGUAACUUUCAAUUCAUUAAUCAGUGCAUUUGUCAAAGAAGUGAAGUUCUCUGAGGCUGAAGAUUUAUACGAGGAGAUGCUCCACAGAGGUAUAGUCCCUAGUACUAUCACCUAUUCUUCAAUGAUUGAUGGAUUCUGCAAGCAAAACCGCUUAGAUGAGGCGAAGCAGAUGUUUGAUUCGAUGACUAGCAAGGGCUGUUCGCCAAACGUAGUGACUUAUAAUACACUCAUUAAUGGCUACUGUAAAGCUAAAAAGUUUGACGAUGGACUGGAGCUUUACUGCGAGAUGUAUCGAAGAGGAAUAGCUGCUACUGCAAUUACUUUCAACACUUUGAUUCACGGGUUCUGUCAUGUGGGUGAUUAUAAUGGCGCCGUAGACAUUUUCCAAGAAAUGAUUGCUAGUGGUGUGGCUCCUGAUACCACCACUUUCCACGGCAUGCUUGCCGGUUUAUGUAGUAAGAAGAAUCUACGAGAGGCAUUGGCAAUGUUGGAGGAUCUGCGAAAGAGUGUGGAUCACCAAUUGGAGGAUGAAUGA